AUGCUCCCGGGCUCCAUCAUCUCGACUUUUGCGGCUCAACACCCUCUUGGUGCUCUGGGCAUGCAGCAGCCGUCCCACAAUGAGCAGUUUGCCAAGUCGGCCACCAAGAAACGUGAGCCGUUCCCCGCCUGGAGCGCAAUCGACGGAGUGAAGAAGACAGCCGACUCGAUCGCCCAUGAGGCCGCUCGAGAGUACGAUGUUGCCAGUCACAAAGCACAGGAGAAGGCGGGGAAGAUCGAGCCUUGGACUCCCAAAUACUACGCGGCGUGUACAUUUGGCGGAAUGCUGGCCUGUGGCCUCACUCACACAGCAGUCACCCCUCUCGAUCUGAUCAAAUGCCGCCGCCAGGUUGACUCUAAGCUCUAUAAGAGCAACAUGCAAGCCUUCCGCACGAUUCGCGGUGCCGAGGGUUUCCGCGGAGUGUUCACCGGUUGGAGUCCUACUUUCUUCGGCUACAGUGCCCAAGGUGCAUUCAAGUACGGUGGUUACGAGUUCUUCAAGAAGUUCUAUAGCGACCUCGUCGGUCAAGAGCGUGCCGUCAAGUGGAAGACCGGCGUGUACCUGGUUGCUAGUGCCUCUGCCGAGUUCAUCGCCGACGUCGCGCUCUGCCCAUUCGAGUCCGUCAAGGUGCGGACGCAGACUACCAUCCCGCCUGAAUUCCAAGGUACCUUCAGCGGUAUUUCCUCAGUCGUCGCCAAGGAAGGUGUAUCCGGCCUCUACAAGGGUCUGUAUCCACUCUGGGGUCGCCAGAUCCCCUACACCAUGAUGAAGUUCGCCUCGUUCGAGACGAUCGUGGAAAUGAUCUACCGCAGCUUGCCGGGCCAUAAAUCCGAUUACAACAAGGGCGCACAGACUGCCGUUGCGUUUAGUGCUGGUUACCUGGCUGGUAUUCUCUGUGCCGUGGUGUCACACCCGGCCGAUGUGAUGGUCAGCAAGCUGAAUGCGAACCGCCAACCGGGCGAGGCCUUCGGCGCGGCGAUGAGCCGCAUCUAUGGCGAUAUUGGGUUCCGCGGGCUGUGGAAUGGAUUGCCCGUCCGUAUCGUGAUGAUUGGUACUUUGACCGGUCUCCAGUGGAUGAUCUAUGACUCCUUCAAGAUCUUCAUGGGACUCCCAACCACCGGUGGCUCCGGCGAAGACAAGAAGAAGGCACUGGCCAAGUAA
Penicillium canariense is the source of this 1161-nucleotide messenger RNA. Its product is annotated as putative mitochondrial phosphate carrier protein. The coding region runs from base 1 to 1161 and encodes 386 amino acids. Gene Ontology annotation, cellular component: mitochondrial inner membrane. The record is from RefSeq and is a predicted model, not a curated record. The transcript has 6 exons. Gene Ontology annotation, molecular function: phosphate transmembrane transporter activity. NCBI's taxonomy places the organism in Eukaryota, Fungi, Ascomycota, Eurotiomycetes, Eurotiales, Aspergillaceae. Gene Ontology annotation, biological process: mitochondrial phosphate ion transmembrane transport.